Trichoderma breve is the source of this 1467-nucleotide messenger RNA. Its product is annotated as fungal specific transcription factor domain-containing protein. NCBI's taxonomy places the organism in Eukaryota, Fungi, Ascomycota, Sordariomycetes, Hypocreales, Hypocreaceae. The transcript is spliced from 5 exons. The record is from RefSeq and is a predicted model, not a curated record. Gene Ontology annotation, biological process: DNA-templated transcription. Bases 1 to 1467 code for a protein of 488 amino acids. Gene Ontology annotation, molecular function: zinc ion binding; DNA binding.
AUGGCCUCAUCUGCGGCGGAUUGUCAAUUCUCCGUAACCUCCCCUCAGAGACCUAUGCCUCAACUAAAACCUCUACCUCUAGCUUUAGUCGCCGCUGUUUGUCGUCAAGCAAAGGCGCGGAAUUCCGUUUUCCUUUCAUCAUAUCUUAUCAGCGAUCCUAACGACUUUGAAGAUCUUUGUCGGAAGAUUUAUUUCCCCACAACUCCUAUCUCCCUAGGCGACAUAACAACGAUGCAUGGGAUCCUAGCGUGUCUCCUUCGAGAACAUAUUGCCUUCCAGGAACCUCUUCCGAAAGAAUUUGACGUCACAGACCAUUUACGGCAAUGUGAUAAAAACUUCAACGUGGCCAUAGAGACCUAUGAUAUUUUGGCCAUUCCUGCGUUUGAAAACAUCUUCGCCCUGUCUCUUGGGAUUAUGAAAGCCCAAGGAUUAUCGAAACCGACAUUGUGUUGCUCCCUUCUGUCUGCUGCAAGCAGUCAAUGCAGAAUUCUGGGGUACUGUAGGGAGGGCAUAUAUAAGAAUCUUUCAACUAAGACGGCAUCACAAAUGCGCCGAGUUUUCUGGAGCGUAUACAUUUUUGAUAAAAACAUAUCUCUUAUUCACGGCCGGCCCUCGUAUCUUCAGGAUUUCGAAAUCGAUACACUCUAUCCCAAGGCGUCGACAGAUCCCAAAAGACGGCCGUGGGACGAGUCGUUCAUCAUGGCGAUAAAAUUUGCGACAAUACAAGGCUUAAUAUACCGCCAUUGUUAUUCAAAGGAUGCUGUCAUGUAUACGAUUCCCGAGAGAGAGCUUCGUAUUACAGAGCUUUCAGUAGACUUAAAAGAGUGGUACUCCAGAUUUAAGCAGAUUGACUACAGCCGCGUCAAUAACACUCAGAUAUUUAAACUAUCAAGAAUAAACUGGGACGUUAUGUACUAUUCGACCCUCACCUUACUUUUAAGACCUAUACCUAGUUCAGAUGGCAGGGGCUACGUCAGUUCACAGUGUUUUGAGGCUGCUCGAUCUAGCUUACAGAGCCACCUUUUGUGCUUUUCUGCAUAUCCGAACCAACAGAACCUCACAAUAUCCAAAGCAGAUUACGCAGAUUGGAUUCUUCAUCUCUCGUCAUUCACUCCAUUUAUCGUGGUCUUUCUGCAUUCCAUCGCCGCUAAAAGUGAAGAAGAUGUACAUCUCCUCAAUCAGGUUGUUGAGACACUUCGAAGCAUUAAUAGCGUCUCAAAAGCUACUGAACGGUUAUACAAAAUCUGUGCCGCAUUAGCGCAAGUUGCUAACGCCAUAGUCGAGUCAGGAGUCAUUCGAGUUGAAGGUUAUGACAAGGUUCAAGAUUCGUUGCACUUUAUUAACAACCUUGACCAUAUCAUUAGGUAUAAUGAUCAUAUGGAGAACGGGUUAUUACUCCAAGAUCCUGAGGAGCUCGCUGGAGUUGUGCAUGAUUGGGUUGUCGGCGAGUCACCUUCAUGGUGGUGA